GGGACUGGGAGAGGGCGCAUUCCCUGUGGCUCAAUCAGCAUUCCUUUGUUCUCGGACAGUCCUUCGGCCCACAAUGUUUGCGCCUAAGACGACAGGUGCUGCCCCAGGCGGCCUGAUGGUCAAUACAAACACCGCCAAUUCUUUGUUCGGCGGCACCAACACUCAAGCUGCCUCUGCGACCACUCCAGCAGCUACUGGAACGUCAGGCGCAACUGGUGGAGGUCUAUUCGGAAACCUUGGUGGCUCUACAAAACCGAGUGGUGGCCUAUUUGGAAACACAACUACGCAGCAACCAUCAUCGACGGGUACCAAUAUGUUUUCGGGCUUGGGUGGCCAGCAACAAAGCAGCACAACAACCGGUGGGGGUCUCUUUGGAAGCGCAACACCAGCUGCAUCACAGCCUCAGUCAACCGGGCUAUUUGGAGGAGCUACAGCUGGAGGCAACACCACGCAAAGUGGUACUACUGGUGGUGGAUUGUUUGGAAACCUGGGCGGCGCCUCUGCUGCGCAAACCCAGAACAAAACUCCUUUCGGUGGACUGGGGGCUUCGACUACUACAACCCAGAACCAGACCCCUACACUCUCCUUAUUUGGCAAUAAGCCUACUGGGAUACAACAGCCCCAACAGCAGCCGGCAGCAGCAAGCACCGUGGUCCCCGGCGUGAAGAUCGAUUUGAGCAAUCUCCUGCCGACAACCAAGUUCGAGAGCUGCGCUGAUGAGAUCAAAGAUUCAAUCGAAAGAAUGGAUGCUUUCAUUCUCAAUCAGAUCAAGAUGUGCAACGAAAUUACCUAUCUUUUCCCGACCCUGGAGAGCGAAUGGUCCACGAUCCCGAAUGAUGUCGAGUUCGUGCAAGGAAAACUUGAUACCAUACAACACGCAUUAGAGAACGACGCCAGUGACAUCGAUCAGCUGCGCAACUUGGUGGCGCGAGAUGCGGCGGAGGCGCAGGUUGCCUUCCGCUCCAUCGACACACUGAAGCUGCCGAUGCAGUAUCAAACUGCUGGAGGAGCCGGGUGGUGGUCUGCCCAAGACCAGAAAUUGCCCGACCGACAGUCGCUUCGCUCUACCCGCAAGAACACCCUCGCCCUCCCCGAUGAGGUUGAGGGCGACCCGUCAACCGCGACCUCGAUCAACGGGAUUCCUGUCAACCUAGUGGACUACUUUUCGCAGCGUUCCGAUGAGAUGGGAUCGGUCCUUGACCGCUACAAGCGCAACCUGAAAGAUAUCGAGGAUCACCUACACAAUGUCGAGCUCACCCUCAGCAGACAGAUCAACGAAUUUGUGGCGUCGAGGAAUCGCGAGGGGGCGGCAGGUGGCGGCGGAACGCCUAUUUCCGCACUCAAUGACCUGGCAGCCGUCCUCGGAGAUGUUGAGAGUGGAAUCUUGGGGGUGGCCAGUCGACUGGGCAGUGUCAAGGAGCAAGUUCAAGAGGUUGUCCUCGGCCCGCCGUCUAUGGGCGACAGCCGGUUUUAGUGGAUCUCGGUGCAAACUCCCAUCGGAAGGACAUAGUCAGGAAUCUUCUCUUGUAUAUUACUACCCCUGAAAUCGGUGAAUAUCAUGAAUGGCUAUAUUGACGGGAAA
This is a messenger RNA of Penicilliopsis zonata CBS 506.65, 1582 nucleotides long. RefSeq lists its product as hypothetical. Gene Ontology annotation, biological process: nucleocytoplasmic transport. NCBI's taxonomy places the organism in Eukaryota, Fungi, Ascomycota, Eurotiomycetes, Eurotiales, Aspergillaceae. Gene Ontology annotation, cellular component: nuclear pore. The record is from RefSeq and is a predicted model, not a curated record. Bases 74 to 1474 code for a protein of 466 amino acids. Gene Ontology annotation, molecular function: structural constituent of nuclear pore. The transcript is spliced from 3 exons.